Molecule: messenger RNA, 571 nt
Organism: Lytechinus variegatus (green sea urchin)
Lineage: Eukaryota; Metazoa; Echinodermata; Echinoidea; Temnopleuroida; Toxopneustidae
Exons: 5
Coding region: 166-519 (117 amino acids)
Source: RefSeq, a predicted model, not a curated record
AUUUAAUUGUUCAUGUAUCUGACGUAGGUGGCAGCAUGUAAUUUGUGUUUUCGCGAUUUCCGGAAAUUUUUGUGUCCGUGUUACCAGGAUCACAAUUCUUGUCAUUGUCUUCAUUUUGAAGAGGGAGUUCUAGAGAUUCAAAUCAUCGUUGGUUCUAAUUUCGGAAUGAUGAACGAGCCUAUGGAUGUUACAGACCAAGAAGUAGCAGCUAUUGUGAAUGGGCUGUAUAGGUUCAGGUCACAAAGUCGACCUGAAAUUGGGAGCUUUUACUCCCAGUCCCAUGCUUUAAGCCGAAGUCUUCGUACUGGAAGCGAAAGCAGCGGUGGGGAACUCAGUCCCCUGAUUCCCGUGAAUCACCUGGCAGAAUGGAAGGAGCGAUUGGAACGAUCGUUCCAAGAUGACGAGGAUGGUUCGUUUGUAAACCGUCAGUCUAACUCACCGGUUAGAAUGCUUGCUGUCAAGCCGAAGGAGCGGGAAAUGUACGACAGCUCGCCAAACUACAGCCCUUUGCCAGGUUAGAGUUUCACCUAUUGAUAGUGAUGAUGAAAAUGAUGACGUUGAUGGUGAUGAU